AGUUUCAGUCGAUAAUAGUCGCGGAUUCGUCGUAGUUGCGCCAAGUCGAGUUUUGUUGGCGGUAUCGAACGGUUUUGCCGGCACAACAGACAGAAUAAUACCGGAGGGUGGCUCUCUCUAUCUCUCUCUCUUUCUCUCUCUCCCACGCUUGGUAAUAUUUCUAUAUAGGGGGUGGCAUUUUAUUAUUGUCUCGCGGGCGCAGUCAGUGUUCGUGUGUAUUUUUCAAGAGUUUGUUCGAUUCGUUGUUGGGAUAAUUUUUGCUAAAAAUGAACGGUUUGAACGGCCACCAGAAUGGAGAAAGCAACGGGUGCGGCGACAUCAUCUCCCAGAACCAGCUAAAGGGAUGCUGGACCAUCGGGUUGAUCAACUCGAAAUUUCGGUACUUAACCGCCGAAACUUUCGGGUUUAAGAUUAACGCCAACGGUACGUCUUUGAAGAAGAAACAGAUAUGGACUUUGGAACCUGAUAGUACCUCGCCAGGUGAAAGCCUCAUCUACCUAAGAUCCCACAUGGACAAAUACUUAGCAGUAGACUCCUUUGGCAACGUAACCUGUGAAAGUGAAGAAAAAGACCCCGGGAGUAAGUUCCAAAUCAGCGUCGCCGAAGACGGCACCGGAAGAUGGGCUUUGCGUAACGUCGUCAGGGGUUACUUCUUAGGCGCCUCAGCUGACAAACUGACUUGCACCGCUAAGGUUCCAGGUGAUGCAGAAUUCUGGUUUGUCCAUUUGGCCGCCAGACCUCAAAUGAACUUGCGAUCAGUAGGUCGUAAACGGUUUGCCCAUCUAUCAGAGAGCCAAGACGAGAUUUAUGUUGAUGCCAAUAUUCCUUGGGGUGAAGACACUUUGUUCACUUUGGAGUUUAGGCUUGAGGAAGGCGGAAAGUAUGCCAUCCACACAUGCAACAAUAAAUAUCUCUCUAUGAACGGCAAACUGGUAGAUACUUGCAGCAAGGACUGCUUAUUCUCAGCUGAGUAUCACAGUGGGCAAUUGGCCCUUAGGGACUCACAGGGGCAAUAUUUGAGCCCCAUAGGGUCCAAAGCGGUCUUAAAAAGCCGAUCCAAUACCGUUACUAAAGAUGAAUUGUUUUCUUUGGAAGAUUCGUUGCCGCAGGCCAGUUUCGUUGCUGCGUUAAAUUCCAGAUUUGUCAGUGUUAAACAAGGAGUGGAUGUAACGGCCAACCAGGACGAAAUCUCCGAUCACGAGACUUUCCAGCUGGAAUUCGAUUGGUCCACCAAGAGAUGGUACAUCCGCACCAUGCAAGACAAAUAUUGGACUUUGGAGACCGGAGGGGGUAUCCAGGCUGCUGGAGAUAAAAGGUCAUCAAACGCUUUAUUCGAUCUUAUCUGGCAAAAAGAUGGUUCGGUCGCUUUCAGAGCGAACAACGGACGUUACGUGAUGACCAAACGUAGUGGACAUCUAUUCGCCAACAGUGACGUAAUCGACGAUGAUACUUGCAAAUACUUCUUUUAUCUGGUUAAUCGGCCCAUUUUGGUUUUGAAGUGUGAACAAGGGUUUGUCGGUUAUAAGGCUGCCGGGAGCACCAAGUUGGAAUGUAAUAAGGCUACAUAUGAGACCAUCCGGGUGGAGAGGGGAGAUAAGGGAAUAGUUUACUUUAAAGGUCAGAACAACAAAUAUUGGCACGCCGACAGCGAAUCAGUUACAGAAGACUCAGACACUCCGGAGGGCUUCUAUCUGGAACUAAGAGAACCAACUCGAUUGUGCAUUAAGGACACCUCGGGACACUACUUAACUGCCAACAAAAACGGCUGUUUUAGACUGGGCGACACCUCGAUAGAGAACGCCACCCAGUGGGAAUAUUAAGAAGAAAAAACAAAGAAAUAUUUUUUUACUAUCUAUGGUGUAAGAAUUUUUUUUUGGUCCACUGUGUACUAAUGAAUCAUCAUUGCCAAACUUUUUUGAAGGGUGAAACUGAACCUUUUAUGAUAUUUAUUUUAUGUUUAUUUAUAUAGGUUUAAGGCUUUCCUAUUUUGUGUUACUAAAAGUGAGUGGCCUUAUUGCAGAUUUUUUCCUAAUAAAUACGUACUUAUAAUAAUAAUGUUUCUUGAGACUGCAAUAAUAUUUAAACAGUUUUUGGCCUGUGUUAUUCGUUUUUUAUGUAUAUGUAUAUAAUACAUUCUUCGUCCUUAUACCGGA
Messenger RNA from Anthonomus grandis grandis, 2153 nucleotides. It is a transcript of the gene singed, whose product is annotated as protein singed. Gene Ontology annotation, cellular component: cytoplasm; actin cytoskeleton. Bases 267 to 1820 code for a protein of 517 amino acids. NCBI's taxonomy places the organism in Eukaryota, Metazoa, Arthropoda, Insecta, Coleoptera, Curculionidae. Gene Ontology annotation, biological process: actin filament bundle assembly; cell migration; establishment or maintenance of cell polarity. Gene Ontology annotation, molecular function: actin filament binding; protein-macromolecule adaptor activity. The record is from RefSeq and is a predicted model, not a curated record. The transcript is spliced from 8 exons.